Molecule: messenger RNA, 2576 nt
Organism: Protobothrops mucrosquamatus (brown spotted pit viper)
Lineage: Eukaryota; Metazoa; Chordata; Lepidosauria; Squamata; Viperidae
Source: RefSeq, a predicted model, not a curated record
AUGUCCAUCAUCUCUAUAGGAACAUUUAGGCACAUAUGCAGCCGCAGCAAUAGAUGGGCCAAACUUCGGCCAUCUAAUUUAAUGCUCACCGAAUUCCAAAACUCCCGAGUGGUGGUCAAGGGCGAAGCCACACUUCUAGUGAAUUUCAGGGGGUUUGCAGGCCCACUUGAUGUUGUUGUGGUAGAAGGCCAAUGCACAAGCCUCAUAGGGCUUGAUUGGUUCGACGCAUUGGGCAUUCAAAUAACCGGCAUUCACUGGACACAAGCGGUGGAUUUGUCUUCAGUCUGCCAAGAAUUCUCAGAUGUUUUCAGUUCAUGCCUAGGGGAGUACAAGGGUCCUCCGAUAGCCUUCAAGCUUGAUCCUAUGGUAACGCCAAUACGGAUCAAGCCUUGUCGAGUGCCUUUUGCUUUAAAACAAAAAAUCGACGCAGAGCUGGACAAGCUGUCAGUCGGAAUAUUGCAGCCUGUAGACAGUGGGGAGUGGGAGACCCCCAUAGUAAUGCCACUAAAGGCCAACGGGGAAGUGCAAAUAUGCGCUGACUACAAGUGUACUAUUAACUGGGCACUUCCGCAGCACGCGUACCCAGUGCCAGUUGUCAGCCAUAUUUUGGCGUCAUUGCAAGGUGGCCGCAUGUUCGCCAAAUUAGAUUUGGCACAGGUCUACCAACAGCUGCCAGUGGACGAGGCCACGGCAGCCGCCCAAACCAUCGUCACUCAUCGGGGGGCCUUCAAGGUCAAGCGCCUACAGUUUGGGGUGAGUGUAGCCACAGGGAUUUUCCAGGGAGUAAUGGAGCGAACGCUCAAGGACAUUCCAGGGGUCUGCCCAUACUUCAAUGAUGUUCUCAUCACCGGAGAAACCGCAGAGGUCCCAGCUGAACGGCUUAGAGCUGUCCUUCAGCAGUUCCGCACAGCGGGACUCAGAUUAAAGAAAGAAAAAUGCAAGAUUGUGGUUGAGUCAAUGGAGUUCUUGGGGUUCUGCAUUGAUGCCAACGGCAUCCAUCCGGCAGACUCAAAGCUGAAAGCAAUUCAGCAGGCCCCAAGCCCGAAGUCCAAGGGAGAGCUUCAGGCCUUUUUGGGCCUUCUUAAUUUUUACCAUGCCUUCCUUCCAAACAAGGCCGCUGUGGCAGAGCCGUUACACCGGCUCUUGGACAGACAAGCCCAGUGGAAGUGGACCAGCAUCCACGAAAGGAGUUUCCAAGCAGUCAAAUCACUGCUGUCCUCGAACUCUGUACUCACGCAUUUUAAUGAAAGGCUGCCAGUCUGCAUCGCGUGUGAUGCAUGUCCGUAUGGGGUUGGGGCUGUGUUGAGCCAUUUGUCGGCUGAUGGGAAACAGUCUCCCAUCGCCUACUAUUCUAGGACCCUGUCGUCCGCUGAGCGCAACUAUGCGCGAAUUGAUAAGGAGGCUUUGGCAAUCGUGGCUGGAGUUAAAAAAUUCCACGACUACUUGUACGGUCGCCAGUUCAUGGUAUUUACAGACCACAAGCCACUCCUAGGGUUGUUCACUACGAACAAACAGACACCCCAGAUUCUGUCACCUCAAAUGUUGAGGUGGUCUAUUUUUCUGUCAGCCUACAACUACAGGCUGGUUCACAAACUGGGCAAAGAAAUGGGCCAUGCAGACGGCCUUAGCAGGUUGCCCCUACCACAUGUAGAGCCAGCUCCAGCUCCAGCUGCACACAUCCUGGCUAUCCAGGAUCUGCCGGAAUCUCCCCUUCAUGCUGGGGACGUAGCUGCUGAGAUGGCAGCUGACAAAAUACUGAGUAGUGUAUUGAAUUGGGUGCACACAGGAUGGCUAGACAAAUGUCCAGACCCAGAAUUUCAGAGCUUUUUCAUGCGAAAAGAUGAGCUUUCAGCUCAUAAAGGGUGCAUCCUUUGGGGAAGUAGGGUCAUAGUUCCCAGCUCGUUAAGACCCAGAGUGCUUGAGUCUCUGCACGAGGGCCAUCCGGGAAUAAGCCGGCCCGGCCACAGCCACCAAUGCGGAGCCACCGAAGUGCCGCCCACCUUGCCCGGAGCCACCCUUGGCCGCUGCCUCGGUCCCUCUGCCGCGUUGCGGCAAAUGGCCGGUUUCGGUGUGGUGCGGAUCUUUGCCUCUGGCCGGAGACAAACAGCCGGCAAAUGGCCAGUUUCAGCAUGGUGCAGAUCUUUGCCUCCAGUUGGCAGCAAAGAGCCGUGCCACGCCAAAACCGGGCGUUUUCCGCCUCCUGCCCAGUGCCGCUGCCAUGAGGCCACAGAACAAGCUGGGUGGAGGGGCCGGGAAGAAGUUGCCUGCUCAGCCACGUGUGCAGUGGAGGCGGUGGAGGUGGAGGCGGCCCAGGCAGGCACUGGUAAGCCAGGCAGGGCCGAGCAGGACCGAGCGAGCGACAUCAGGGACACCAUCUUGCUGGUGCUUAAGGGCUACGACUGGAGCCUGGUGCCCAUGCUGGUGUGGGGCAACGGGGCGCUGAAGGCCAAGCUGCAUGUCGAGCGGCCCAUGAAUGACUUCCAGGUCUGGGCGCAGGCGGCGUGCAGGAAGCUGGCCGACCAGUACCCGCACCUGCAGAACGCCGAGCUCAGCAAGAUGCUGGGCAAGCUCUGGCA